CUCACCACCAUCACACAUACACAUUCACCUUUUUACAGAGAUGUAGAAAGUAUGAUAUAGAGAGAACACGCUUUAGAUGGAGAGAGAAAGACCUACAGCUAGAGAGAGAGUGCCGGAACGACGUCGUACCAACGUCUUAUGCCGCCACUGACUUCCGUCGGCCACCCUUCUGAACCACCUCCUACCACACACCCUUCUGAUCAUCCACCACCUCCAAAAGAGACAUAGAUUGAUUUGGAGUUUGAAAUGGGAGAAAGAUAGAUUUGGAAGACAUAGAGAGAUCCAAACCCGGCGACUCUCCGGUGACCUGCCCUGCACGUCCUUGCCUCUCACCCACAAAAUCCAUGUUGUAGAAACCGUCGGUGGUGUCGGUUUAGUCAGACGGUGGUUCUUGGCGGUUCAACGGUUUUUCGGUGGUUCCCUCCCGUUUCCGACAAAGAUGGUCAAACACGAAGCAUUAACGGCAUCCUACAUUGAAGGCUGGCGCACAAAUGUACAUAUUAUCAAACCUAGAAGGAUUUGGUUUUGCGCGCUGCAACGCACGCGGGGUAUAAAACUAGUUAAAAUAAAAUCAAACACAUCUAAGGGUGUACGGGGCGCAAUCGGGGAGUGGUGCGGUGAACGAUUUCCCCGAUCGGGAACACCGCCGCCAUCCCCGCGGGGUCCCGAAUCGGGGUUCAAUUUGGGUGGGCGGUUACCGCUUGAAUUUGCACAUCGUUCGAGGAAUAUGAUCGUUGAACGGUCGAAUUUUUUAUAAAAAAAAAAAAAAAAUCACUUUUUUUAAACUAAUAUAAAUACCCAACUCAUUUUCACCCUUUUUUUAUACACAACCCAUCUCAUUCUCACCCUUUUUUUAUACACAACCCAUCUCAUUCUCACCCUUUUUUUAUACACAACCCAUCUCAUUCUCUAUAUUUUUUUAAACUCUCCAACCACAACCAUUAUUUUUUAUACUAUCCAACCAAACCCCAUCCACUUUUUAUUUUUUAUACACCGAGCAAUGGAGAACCGACCCCGCGAGGCCAAGAAAAAAAAUAAGGGGCGGGUAUCGAAACCGUCUCGAGAUGGUUCGAGCGGUGCAAAUGCUCAACCACAACCCCCUUACGGAUACACUUCACAACCCCCGUUUUAUUUCCAACAACCUCCACACCCCUCGUUUUACAACACCCAACAACCCAAUUUCGGCUAUUUUCAAAAUUUGCUAUCAAUGGACGCUCCUCCUCAAUCCCCCGCCUUCGACCCAUAUUCUUAUCGUUCUCCACAAGUUCCUUCUACACGAGGAAAUGUCGAACGUCCUCUACCUAUUGACGAGGACGACGAGGACGAUGAGGUAGUGCCCGAAACUCAAAAUUUGGGCGACGACGACGAGGAAGAUGAAUAUAAUGUGGACGAAGAAGCGGGCAACGAAGAAGACGAGGCUCGAGAAAAAAAAGGGAAAACGGUGAGCGAAAAAUGGACAAAAAAACAAGAAGAGGCGUUGGCGAAGGCGUGGGUACAUUGUUCUACCAACAAAAAAAAGGGCAAUCAACAAAGUCGCGAAAGUUUUUGGGGUAAAAUUUUAGAGCACUAUAACAAAAGUGUCGGUGGAAGUAACCGGACCGUUCAUCAAGUACGGUCUAAAUGGAACCCGAUGCAUUCGAAAAUAAACUUUUUCAACGGCCUAUACCAACAAGCGGAUCGCACACGAGCAAGUGGAUGUCAAGAUCUCGACGUGAUGAAAGUCGCGUUAAAAGAAUUUAAAGAAAGAUUUCCAAGCGGUUUUCAACACCUCGAGGCGUGGGAGGUCGUUCGAAAACACGAGAAAUGGGCACAAGUCCCAUGGGCGAGGAAGGUGAAGGUUCGGCACAUAAAAGAAAGCCCUUUGACGUAGACUUUUCAAUCCCGGAUAUGAACGAAGAUCCCUCGCCACAAAGACCACAACGGCGAGACAAGCGUCAAGCUACAUCGUCCGAGGGAAGCUCGGCCGAGUUGGCGGCACAAUUCAAAGUGUACACCGCCAUGAAAGAAGCGAAGCAAGCGGUAGAAUUGGAGGCGAUCGAAU
Molecule: messenger RNA, 2041 nt
Organism: Helianthus annuus (common sunflower)
Lineage: Eukaryota; Viridiplantae; Streptophyta; Magnoliopsida; Asterales; Asteraceae
Exons: 3
Coding region: 1001-1870 (289 amino acids)
Source: RefSeq, a predicted model, not a curated record